GGCGGAGCCGCUCCCGGCGGCUGCCCGGCCGCUGCGGCCGGUGGUGCCCGAGCAGCGGAGCGGAGCGGCGGGAUGAGGCCCGCAGCCAUGGGAGCUCUGCUGCUGCUGGAGGGACUGUCCUCGUGGCUUGGAAAUGCCCCUGCAGAGCCUGCCAGGCUGGGCUGGCCAACACAUCAGCCCAUCAGAUGAAGUGCAGGGCUCUGAGUACCAGCAGAAGCACUGUGUCAAAACCUGUGAAGAAUCCCUAAUGUGCAGAAGGGGAAAUUCCUUUAAGACAGCACAGGCAGGGAGCAACCUCAGAGAGCAAGACAGACUUGGGAUGCAGUGGCUUCAGAGGGACUGAGAAGAUGCAGCACACCUUUUGUGUGCCACCUUGGCACCCAAUUUCUCACCAACAUUUCUUGACAUCACAUCAUAUAAAACAUCAGAAAAGGACAGUUGACCUUCCUGUAAUGGAUGGGGCAUGUUUCCAGAAGUUAAGAAGGUUCUUUGUGCCACUAUUGAGGUAAAAUCACAGAAUCACAGAAUUUUAUUAUUUGGAAGGGACCUUAGAGAUAACCUAGUCCCAACUCCCCUGCAUGGACAGGGACACCUCCCACUAGAACAGGCUGCUCCAAGCCCCAUCCAACCUGCCCUUCAACACCUCCAGGGAUGGAGCUCCCACAGCAUCUCUGGGCAGCCUGUUCCAGUGUCUCACCACCCUUACACUGAAGAAUUUACACCUGAUCUCUAACCUGAAUCUCUCUUCUUUCAGCUUAAAACCAUUACCCCUCAUCCUCUCACUGCAAGCCCCUAUAAAAAGCCCCUCCCCAGCUUCCUGCAGGCCCCCUUCAGGUACUGGAAGGCUGUUAGGAGGUCCCGCUCAGAGCCUUCUCUUCCUCAGGCUGAACAACCCCAGCUCCCUCAGCCUGUCCUCACCACAGAGCUGCUCCCGCCUUUGGAUCAUUUUUGUGGCCCUUCUCUGGACACAUUCCAACAGGUCCACAUCUUUCUUGUGUUGGGGGCUCCAGAGCUGGAUGCAGUAUUCUAGGUGAGGUCUCACCAGGGCAGAGCAGAGGGGCAGAAUCACCUGUCUUGAUCUGCUGGCUACACUUCUUUUGUUACAGCCCAGGAUGGAGUUGGCCUUCUGGCCUGCAACUGCACAUUGGUGGCUCAUGUCCAGCUUUUGAUCCAUUAGGAUCCCCAGGUCCUUUUCCACAGGGCUGCUCUCAAGGGUGACCUCCCCCAGCCUGUAUUCAUAUCUUGGGUUACCUUGGCCCAAGUGCAGGACUCUGCACUUGGCUUUGUUGAACCUCAUGAGGUUCACCUGGGCCCACUUCUCUAGCUUGUCCAGGUCCCUCUGGAUGGCAUCCCAUCCCUCUGGCAUAUUGACUGCACCACCCAGCUUGGUGUCAUCAGCAAACUUGCUGAGGGUGCUCUCACUGCCACUGUCAAUAUCGCUAAUGAAGAUAUUAAACAACAUUUUGUUUCUGUCACCAGGAAAAAAUGUGUUGGAGCCUGAGAACUUCUUUUUGCAGCACGAACAUUUAAGUCAUAGACAUUUAUCUUCUUUCAUCAGCAAAUUGAUUCUUGGGAGGCUCUGGGACAUUUGAAAGUGAUUUGGAGAGAGCAGUCUGUCUGAUGGACACCGAACCAGAGCCAGCGUGUGUGGUGCAGCAGGCUCAGUGCCCAGGAAUGAAGUGCCCUCCUGCAGAGGACUUUCCUCCUCAGAUAAGACUGUCUGAAAAGAUACCACCAGUGAAGCCUUGCUUCAAGAAGAAGCAGCAAGCACAGAAGAGACUGGACACAGAAACUCUCCGGGCUUUGCGGCCAAUCUUCACCAGUUUGCUGGGGGCUGGGACCUUGGAUAGAGUCUUUGUGCCUCGAGGGCAAGGUGGUGAUCAUGGUGAUUUAUGUGAACCUGCUGUGAAAAAGACUCUGGACCUUGGUACUUCUUGCCCCCAACCAGAAAGUAACGUGACUGUGCUGGUGCCAACAGCUCCAGAUGUGCAGAGUCAGUUGCCAGUAGCUCAUCCUUCUUCUGGGCACCCUGAGCAGGAUGUUCAGUCAGGAGAGCAAGGCUUCUCACCAGACACUACUCCUGGAACUGCUUCUGAUAAUAGUAAUGAAUCAUUCCAGGAUCAUCUUUUGCACCCAGCUUCUAGUGAUGGUGCAGCUUGUCCUUUGUUCCCAGACAAGAUUCUGGAAAGCUACACAUCUGGCUUAUUUCAGGAGAAUAGCUGUCCAAUGCAAUACAGUUUGAACACGAGCAAUCAAUUGAGUGCUGGGAUAUUCCAGGAUAAAAGUGAAGAAGCUUCUCUUGACCUGGUGUUUGAGCUCUUGAACCAGCUGCAGUAUCACACCCAUCAGGAAGACGGAAUAGAAAUCUGUGUGGAUUUUCUCCAAGGCACUUGUGUUUAUGGCAGUGAUUGUCCCAAACAUCACACAGUCUUGCCUUAUCAUUGGCAGGUGAGAAGGACAGCGACCCAGAGUUGGCAGAGUGUAACCAAUGAUUCCCAGGAGCAUCUGGAAAGACUCUACUGCAACCCUGACAAUGACAGGAUCAAAGUGAAGUACCGGGGACAUGAGUUUUGGGUGGAUUUGAAUGUUAUGAAACUGUAUGAAACUGUUGAGUUUGACCAAAUGCGGCGGCUCUCCACACCUUCCUGCCCCAGCUCCAGCUCCAGCUACUACACGGUCUGGAAAUACUUCUGCAGGGACCACUUUGGCUGGAGAGAAUACUCUGAGCCAGUUGUAAGGCUGAUAGAGGAAGCCAGCUGCCGGGGGCUGAAAGAGGUGCGGUUUGUUACCUGGCAUAAUCAGUAUAUCUUGAACAUCAAAGAUGGAUUCCAGCAAAAUGCAUGUUUCAGAAGAGAAAUCAAGAGGAGGCCCCUCCUGCGCUCCUGCGUGGUGCUGAUGCCGUUCUUACAGACCUUGGGUGGCAACUCGCCCGCGCCCUCCGCUGAGCCGGCUUCUGCACGUGUCUUAUCUCCUGCUGCUGUCACCUCCCCAAACUUCUAUCCUGAGACGUGGAUUAGUAUGGAUCCAUCUCAGGACUUCAUCCAAGUGCCUGUUCUGAAGGAAGAUAAAAGCUAUAGAACCAUUUAUAACCUGUUCCACAAGACUGUGCCAGAGACCAAAUACAGGAUUUUGAAAAUUCUCCGAGUGCAGAAUCAGUUUCUUUGGGAGAAAUAUAAAAGGAAAAAGGAAUAUAUGUCCAAAAAAAUGUCUGGGCUUGACAGGAUAAUGAACGAAAGGCAUUUGUUCCACGGCACCUCCCAGGACGUGGUGGAUGGAAUCUGCAAGCACAACUUCGACCCCCGGGUCUGUGGGAAACACGCCACCAUGUUUGGACAGGGCAGUUACUUUGCCAGAAAAGCAAGUUAUUCCCACAACUUUUCCAAAAGGUCACCCAGGGGAGUUCAUUACAUGUUCCUGGCAAAAGUCCUGACGGGCCGGUACACGGUGGGGAACCACACCAUGAGGAGACCCCCCCCUGUCAACCCCGGCAGCAUCACCAGCGACCUCUAUGACUCCUGUGUGGACAAUUACUUCGAGCCUCAGAUUUUUGUCAUUUUCAAUGAUGAUCAGAGUUACCCCUAUUUUAUCAUCCAGUAUGAAGAAGUUAGCAACACCGUCUCCAUUUGAAAACUCCUGCUGCUAAAUUACUCCUUUGAAUAAACUCUCUGGCCUGGCAUUGCUAGCAGGUUUUGGGGGAAAAAAAUAAAAGUGGACGUUGCAGAACUGAUGAAAUUACUUGCUUGAAAGGAACUAAAUCUCAAAGUAUAGGAAAGAAGAUCUGAAGUGACCAAUUGUGCACUUGCUGUUUGAUUAUGUCUGUGCAAAUUGUAAAUAUUUUUCCAUUGUUUAUAGUUGAAAAUCUGUGCCUUUUGUUAUAAAACACUGUUUAUUUAUGGUAGUAAAUAUUCAUGUUUAAAAA
Apus apus (common swift) is the source of this 3919-nucleotide messenger RNA. It is a transcript of the gene TIPARP, whose product is annotated as TCDD inducible poly(ADP-ribose) polymerase. NCBI's taxonomy places the organism in Eukaryota, Metazoa, Chordata, Aves, Apodiformes, Apodidae. The transcript is spliced from 9 exons. The coding region runs from base 1621 to 3627 and encodes 668 amino acids. Gene Ontology annotation, molecular function: NAD+ poly-ADP-ribosyltransferase activity; zinc ion binding. The record is from RefSeq and is a predicted model, not a curated record.